AUGGCUUCCACAUCCGAUAGCUUAGGUUCCUACCCCUUCUCUUUAUCUAAGCCAUUUGUGGCCUUGGAUCAAACGCCUGGCGAUGUGAAUAAUCGAAUCCGAGAGGCCCAGUUGCUACUGGCGCUUAGAAAUGAAGAUUAUGAUACCCAAACUUCACCCCGAAUUGCACCAACAAUAUCUUUUCAAGAAUCGCCUCUCGGAGCGGUAGUCUACGCCGUCAACCCCCUGCACUCUCCCAACUCGGACGGCUUGCCCAUCUCAGUAUCUGGCGAGGUGCAGGGCCCGAGGAAACGUCGGCUGAAGGAGCACGCGAACCGUCUCCAAGAAAACAUCUCACAGGUUGCAAAACGAGCGCGGUUGCCCACCACCACUGGCGGCGACAGUCUGCCUGCAUUUGAACCUACAAUUAUUGAGAAUAGUGGUAAUGAGUCAUCUCCCUCCGGCUCCAAGAUACAUUCCCAGAGCGACCCGCGCUCUUCGAAGAUCUCUGAUAGCGACCAUGGGUCCGCUUCUCUCACCAUGUCUUCCACGUCGAGCGAAACUCGUUUCAGCACAACGCAGUUAUCAUGUCCCGAUUUUCUGACCGCAGAUAAUGAGAGGCUUCGGCGGAACAAUCAACAACUGCUGUCAGAACGAGACUCAAUAAGAGCGGAGAGAGACAAGUUACGACGACGGAUGGAAAGAUGGGUUGAUCCUAUAGAGAAAAUUUUGGAGGAUGUUUUGUACCUACCAGAAACACCGCCUGGGGUACGUAGGAAGCUAUGUGAGCUGGGUCAGGCAGUGGAAGAUAUCAGGAAGGAACUUGGAUAG
This is a messenger RNA of Clonostachys solani, 810 nucleotides long. NCBI's taxonomy places the organism in Eukaryota, Fungi, Ascomycota, Sordariomycetes, Hypocreales, Bionectriaceae. The record is from the annotation of a GenBank genome assembly.